AUCAAAGUCCAACAUCGUUCAACUCGUCUCUGCUCAUUCAGACUGACGAACAACCACAAACAUGAAGGUUUGCCUGCUGCUGCUGCUGCUCCUGCUGCCGAUCUGCUCAGCUCAACAGUUUAACAUUGAGUGUUAUGGUGAAGACUUUUACAUGGUGAACAACCAGCUGCUGACCUGCAGCGGCGGAGAGCAACAGGCCUGUUACACCAGAGAUAAUGGAGAAAAAGGCUGCACUCGUGUGAAGAACUGCUCUAAAGAUGGCUGGAACUGUUGCCACAGCAACCGCUGCAAUGCCUGACCCCUAACCCAUUUACAUCAUCAAACCACAUGAUGUGAAAUAAAGCGUUGACUAAGAUUUCCCUAAA
This is a messenger RNA of Scophthalmus maximus (turbot), 365 nucleotides long. RefSeq lists its product as uncharacterized. NCBI's taxonomy places the organism in Eukaryota, Metazoa, Chordata, Actinopteri, Pleuronectiformes, Scophthalmidae. The record is from RefSeq and is a predicted model, not a curated record.